GCGAAACCAUCAGCGAAGCAUCAUCAAGGACUAUGCGGUACAAUGAAUGUAUAUAUGGGGACUCGAGGACAACAACAACAACAACAAACAAUGUAUUUGGCCAGCGAAUCGAUCUCAUAAUCAAGUCAAGCAAGGAAAAAUCAAUUGAACUAUGCACCAAUGAAUGGAAACGACAACAAGCCGACGCCAACUUGGCCAUCCACCAACAAAACAAAAAUAUUCGAUUGAACUGUGCGGUCUUGAGCCACCUCCAAUCACUCAAAUAUCCUUCAAAGGUGCCAUUCACUGUGGCGAUGGAUUGGUUGGGCACUGUUGGAUACAUGUACAUAUUAGUGGAUGUAGAAGGGGCGUUUGUUGCUCGAAAUAUUGGUCAGGUGAUUAUGCCUAGGACUAUGUUGAAUCUCAAAGAAUUUAAACGAACUCUGGACUUGCUAUUUGCAUUGAAGCGUUUUCUAGUGGACCUUGGUUGUCAAAUGGAAUGUGCUCUUCAAAAGUGUGAAUCGGAUGACCAACUACGACAGGUGAUUUUUUUGGAUGAUGACAACGACACCAAUGGGGAUGAUGAUGGAACCAACCCAAAGCAGCGCAUGGUAUUCUUUACGCCUAGGAGCAGCCGGAUCAAGAAGAUGAAGAUUGAUGGUCUGGACUGAAUGAUUCUUUUAGUUUAUAUUUGUGUACAUAUUAUAUAUAGUUAUUAUUAUACCUCUUUUUUUUGUCAUUACAUUUAAUAAAAAUGCAUUGUUUUACUCU
Molecule: messenger RNA, 750 nt
Organism: Halteromyces radiatus
Lineage: Eukaryota; Fungi; Mucoromycota; Mucoromycetes; Mucorales; Cunninghamellaceae
Exons: 3
Coding region: 33-650 (205 amino acids)
Source: RefSeq, a predicted model, not a curated record